Messenger RNA from Phragmites australis (common reed), 1026 nucleotides. RefSeq names its product universal stress protein PHOS34-like. Lineage: Eukaryota; Viridiplantae; Streptophyta; Magnoliopsida; Poales; Poaceae. The transcript is spliced from 4 exons. The coding region runs from base 212 to 754 and encodes 180 amino acids. The record is from RefSeq and is a predicted model, not a curated record.
CGGCAAAGGUGUCCGUUGCCUUCCCGAGCCCACCUGCGCCUCCGGUUUCGCCCUUCUCGUGCUCUCAUCCUCACCCUCUCGCUCUCGCUCUCUCCAUAAGUAUCCUGCUGUUCUGCUCACCUGGCUCAGCUCAUAGACCAUAGCUCACACAAGUGUCCAACCCAACCAGUCUCGCAUCGAUCGGUUGAUACUCCUGUUCGGUUUGCUUCGUAUGGCGGAGGCCAAGACUGCGCCUGCUGCUGGUGCGUCGGCGGCGGCAGAUGUGAGUUCCGGGGAGCGGGGGAAGACGGUGGUGGUGGUCGGGGUGGACGACAGCGAGCACAGCUACUACGCGCUCGAGUGGACGGUGCAGCACGUGGCGGCCGGCAUGGCGGGCGCGGCCGAGCUUGUCAUCGUCCACGGCAAGCCGUCCCCCUCCUCCGUCGUCAGCUUCGGCGGACCCGGUAUUGGCCGAGCUGGGGAGGCGAUGAGGUACGUGGAGGCCGACCUGCGCAAGAUGGCCGAGGUGGUCGUCGAGAGGGCGCGCCGCGUCUGCGUCGCCAACUCGGUGCACGCUCUGAUCGAGGUGAUCGAAGGGGAGCCCAGGUACGUGCUCUGCAACGCGGCCGAGAAGCACCACGCAGAUCUGCUGGUCGUGGGCAGCCAUGGAUACGGCGCGAUCAAAAGGGCUCUCCUGGGGAGCGUGAGCGACUACUGCGCCCACCACGCGCACUGCUCCGUGAUGAUAGUGAAGGAGCCCAAGUCCAAAUGCUGAGCAUGCGUGCACAGCCAGCCAGCCAGUGCCAAUUCCAAUCACAAGCUGUGUCGGCGAGCGUGCCGUAUGCGUUCAUACUUCAUACUUGUAUGUACAUCGGAUGAUGUUUGUGUGUGCACUGGUUUUUAUCUGCAUCGGUCCAAAGAUGUUCGAGCGUCAUAUAAUGCUUUUAGCUGGACAUGUAGCUCAUUGUACCACAAUUCUACAUGUCUUUUCGCUUAGUGUCGCAGGUUGCAAUGUUUAUGUUAAAAUCACAGUUGAUAUUUUGAUCA